This is a messenger RNA of Cucurbita pepo subsp. pepo (vegetable marrow), 1872 nucleotides long. RefSeq names its product hydroquinone glucosyltransferase. Gene Ontology annotation, molecular function: UDP-glycosyltransferase activity. The record is from RefSeq and is a predicted model, not a curated record. NCBI's taxonomy places the organism in Eukaryota, Viridiplantae, Streptophyta, Magnoliopsida, Cucurbitales, Cucurbitaceae.
AGCUUCUAGUAGAUGAAGUGUUUUAGACGUCAUUUUUGACGUUAGUAUCAACCCAAUAAUGCAUGGGCGUACUCCAAGGAAGACUUGGGUCAUGAACCACGGCUCAAUUUUAUAAGGAGCUCUAAGGCAUAAGGCUUACGUUUGACCUGACAUCACAUGUUCUUCUCUGUUCUUCUCUGUUCUUUCCACCCCUUUGCUGCCUUCUAUAUAAUUCCCCUCUUUCCCCUUUCCUUCAUUCAUCGCAUUUCAAAAUUCAAACCCACUUUCUCUUCUCUACUUUUCCUUCCUUUUCUAUUAACCAUAACCGCCGCCGCCGCCGCCGCCGCCUCCAUGGAAGCUCCGCUUGCCAUCCCUCAUCUGGCUCUUUUACCGAGCCCUGGAAUGGGCCAUCUCAUUCCACUCAUCGAAUUUGCCAAACGCCUUCUCUCCCACCACCGUUUAACCAUCACAUUCGUCAUCCCUUCCGAUGGUCCGCCGUCCACGCCUCAAAAGGCCGUCCUCGAUUCUCUCCCUGCCGGCAUCGAUUACCUCUUCCUCCCGCCGGUUAGCUUCGACGAUCUCCCCGCUGCCUCCAAAAUUGAAACCAUCAUUACUCUCACCAUUUCUCGCUCUCUCCCUUCCCUUCGGAACGUACUCAAAUCCAUGGUCGCUAAUUCCAACCUCGUCGGAUUGGUCGUCGAUCUUUUCGGCACCGACGCCUUCGAUUUAGCCAAAGAAUUCAACAUUUCCUCUUAUAUGUUCUUCCCCUCCACCGCUAUGUUUCUUUCCUUUGCUCUGUUUUUACCCAAACUCGAUGAAUCCGUCGCCGGCGAGUUCCGCGACCUCCCCGAGCCAAUCAAAAUCCCGGGAUGUAUUCCGAUUCAAGGCAAAGAUCUGUUGGACCCAGUUCAAGAUCGGAAGAACGAAGCCUACAAAUGGACGCUUCACAACGCGAAGAGGUAUGCUUUAGCAGAUGGGAUUUUUCUCAACAGCUUCCAGGAAUUGGAGCCCGGAGCAGUAAAUUAUCUGCAAGAAGAGGAAGCAGGGAAGCCCCCUGUUUACCCAAUUGGACCAUUGGUGAAAAUCGAUGCAAAUGAGAAGGAAGAAAGGGCAGAGUGUUUGAAGUGGCUGGACGAACAGCCACAUGGGUCUGUUCUGUUUGUGUCAUUUGGAAGCGGUGGCACUCUGUCGAGCGAUCAAAUCAACGAAUUGGCAUCGGGAUUGGAAAUGAGUGGACAGAGAUUCAUAUGGGUUGUUAGAAGUCCAAGCGAUAAAGCCGCAAACGCCACCUAUUUCAGCGUCCAAAGUCAGAGUGAUCCAUUGGCUUUCUUGCCAGAAGGGUUUGUAGAGAGGAUCAAAAACAGAGGCCUGGUGGUGCCGUCAUGGGCGCCGCAGGCUCAGAUCCUCAGCCACAGCUCCACCGGCGGGUUUUUGACACACUGUGGAUGGAAUUCAACUUUAGAGAGCGUGGUUAAUGGGGUUCCUCUGAUUGCUUGGCCGCUUUACGCAGAACAGAGAAUGAACGCAGUGAUGCUAACAGAGGAGAUCAAAGUGGCGUUGAGGCCGAAAACGAAUGAGAAAAAUGGGAUUGUGGAGAAGGAAGAGAUUUCGAAAGUGGUGAGAUCGGUGAUGGAAGGGGAAGAGGGGAAGAAAGUGCGUCGGAAAAUGAAAGAUUUGAAGGAAGCAGCUGAAAGAGUUGUUGGAGAAGAUGGAUCAUCCACCAAAAUAGUGAGUGAUGUGGUAAACACGUGGAAGGCCAGAAUUUCCACGUAGGAAAAUUAGAUAAAUUUUUCUUUCCUUUUGUUGCAUUUAGAAAUCCUCUGCUGUCUCUUCAUCGUGUUCUUCGUUUAUUCAUCUAAAAAAAUGUCACUUAUUUUACUUGCCUACAAGGAU